AUGCACUACUCGCCGUCUACUUCUCAUCCUGGCACUAUGGGCUCUCAGACCACGACUUACUGGAUUGUCAACGGGCAAAGAAUUGGAGGUUCGACAUUAGAGGACACAAAUUUUUGCUUUGAGUGCAAAAAAUUCCACAACGAGGACAGCCCUCUCCUUAUGAUACCUAAGGAGACGUGCGACGAGAUAAUGUCUUACCUUGACAUCAAAACUCUUAUAAAGCUUAAAGAAGUCUUCCAUCAUGGUGCUCUCUGGGUAGAGCGAUGUUUCGAAGGAAAGGUGAAACGAGAGCUCGCUGCGCACGGAAUUGUCGACAACAAGGCGUUUUCCGACGCUCUUCAAGAGCAUUCGGGCGUUGUUUUUGGUCGGGUGCCCACUCGUGUUUUCCUUCCGAGUACACUUCCUUCACGACUCCUCGAGAUUGCGGUGGCAAGUGGAGAAGGGGGCGGAAUGCAGGCACACAUGGAGGAGACGCAGGGGUGGGAGACGACAAACAAGUACCGUGGUGUUCCAAGGCCAGUCGGUUACAUUCUUGGUUAUCCUCACUUCGAGGAAAGGAUGGCACAGUCCUUCGUCCUCACCAAAGGGGACGUGACUGCGGUGAUCGUGGAGGUAAACGAAAACAGCGUGCCUCUCGAAGUCAUCAACAGGCUCCCAACAGGUGCAUUGAUGAAUUUCCUUAGCGCACGGCGAAUCGUCUCGCUGCACCCCCUGCAAACGAUCAACAACAUCGCCCUAUCCACUCUUCCAGGUGAUUUCACGAGAGGAGCUCAAUACGAUCAGCAAGUAACCGACGCACGAAUUCUAGAAGAAAUGCAGGAAGCAGGUGUCCUUGUCGCCGAGUUUAGCUCUCACGUCUUCCCCAAUCAUAGAUGCGCCUUCCACCCCUGCUGCCCCGACACCGUGAGGUUCUGGCCUGGUCUCGGCUCUUUCGACUGCACAAUCGAGCGGGAAGUGGAUAGAACAGACGGCUCGAUCGGGUCCCUGAUCUGGCGACCGCGGAAUUCUGGCUACUGCCAGCGCCCUCCUUCAGUAACUCGGCGGAGACACGUAUACGGUUUCUCAACGGGGUUGGAUCCAUCCCAAGGCAAGUGA
Messenger RNA from Coprinopsis cinerea okayama7#130, 1095 nucleotides. RefSeq lists its product as hypothetical. The transcript is spliced from 2 exons. Bases 1 to 1095 code for a protein of 364 amino acids. NCBI's taxonomy places the organism in Eukaryota, Fungi, Basidiomycota, Agaricomycetes, Agaricales, Psathyrellaceae. The record is from RefSeq and is a predicted model, not a curated record.